AUGCGAUUCCCAUCGUUUGUCGUUGCGGCUCUUAUGCCACUCGGCAUCAUCGCCGAUGGCAGACCGGGUAACUUGACGCCGCAGGAGCUCCAUCUUGAUGAGCUCCUGGCAAAACAUAACCUGGCAUUGGUCCCACGAUCCGACCUCACCGAAGCACUCGCAGAGCUCAACACGUUGCUCAAGAAAAACCAGGCCCUGCAAGCCAGAGGCGCCUUGUUCCCCCUACUCAACCUCACUCAGCCGUCCGGCGGCUCGGGAUCUGGAUCGGGCGGUUCUGGUUCUGGCUCCGGUGGCUCUGGGUCCGGCAGCGGUUUACCCUUGGGUCUCGGCGGGCUCGGCGAUCUCGGCGGCUUACUUGAUCUCGUCCCCAUUGCCAAAGAUAUCGCUGGUUACCUCAAGGCCAUCGAGGGUCUCCUGAGCGAGGAAUUUCUGCAAGCCGUGCACGAUGCAAUGGUGUACCUGGCCGCCACCCUCAAGCCCCCUGUUCCUUCGCAAGUCCACCAGCUUCUCGAAAGCGCCCUGCCCCUCGUUCAGCUGCUAGGCAAGCUCAAGCUGGAGAAGCUGGUCGAUGAGAUUGGCGAAAUCGACCUCAGCAGCUUGGUCAAAUCCGUUCUCGGCCUCUUGACUCAGAAGAACAUUGACAACAUUGGCAACCUGCUGACCAACGGAGCCGCCUUGCUCACGCCCAGCUUUGUCAACGAAACGCAGUCUCUCAUCGGCGAGGUGUCACCCUUGAUUGAUCUUGUCAAGGGCAUUGAUCUCAAGGGUCUUUUGGACCAGCUGCAGCCGCUCUUGACGCCCCAGUCCGUCCACAACAUCGUGUCUCUUCUCACAAAUGCUGGUACAAUUCUCAACAACCAGACCACCACCGACAUCACCGAGCUUCUCCAUUUCGCCCACAACUUCAUCCCGUAUCUUUCCGCCCUCAACCCGGAUGACAUCGCCGUCGCCAUCGCUCCGCUGCUCGCAAACUUGCCCUCCAUUGUCAACGGUGCCGUGACGCUGCUGAGCAACAACACCGUCUCGGAGAUUCAAACCAUCCUCAAGGGAGCCAGCCCCCUGAUUGAAAGCCUGUCCAAGGCCGAUCUCGCCAAGUUGCUUGACCAGCUCGGGCCUAUCCUCAAGCAACUGGGCGACAUUGACAUUGCCGGCCUGCUCAAGUCGGUGCAGCCACUAUUGACAGAAGAUAGCAUCAAAGGCAUCGUCGGCCUCCUGGGCAACGCAGAGUCCCUUCUCACCAAGGACUUUGUCACUGACACGCAAUCACUUGUUGCCGGUGCUGGGCCGCUGCUCGGUGUGCUCAAGGACGUCGACAUCAAGGGGCUCGUCAGCCAAAUCGAACCCAUCCUCAAGGAAGUCGCGAAGCUUGACCUCGUCGGCCUCUUUGAAGCCCUCAAACCCCUCUUAUCAAGCGAUAGCAUCAAGGGGAUUGUUGGUCUGCUUGGCAACGCUGAAUCACUGCUGACAUCCCAGUUUGUCAACGAGACUCAGUCGUUAAUCUCUAGUGCUGGUCCCCUGGUGGGCAGCCUUGGCAAGCUAAACCUUCAGAAACUGCUCGAUCAGCUGGGUCCCAUUAUCGACGAAUUGGGCAAGAUUGAUCUUGCAGGCCUUCUCAAGGCCUUGGAGCCACUCCUGAGCGAGCAAAGUAUACAGGGUAUAGUCGGCCUCUUAGGCAACGCCGAGCUGCUCCUUAGCAAGACAUUUGUCGAACAGACGCAAUCCCUCAUUGGGAAGGCCGGUCCCCUGAUAGAUGCUCUCGCCCAACUUGAUCUUCAAGACUUGCUGAAGCAACUAGCUCCUCUGCUUAGCGCACUGGGCAAGAUUGAUCUCCCCGGCCUUGUUGACGCCAUCAAGCCGUUGCUUACCAAAGAAAGCGUCGAGGGCAUUGUCGGAUUGCUAGGUAAUGCGGAGCUGCUUCUUAGCAAGUCCUUUGUCGAACAGACGCAGUCCCUCAUUGGAAAGGCCGGUCCCCUGAUAGAUGCUCUCGCCCAACUUGAUCUUCAAGACUUGCUGAAACAACUAGCUCCUCUUCUAAGCGCACUGGGCAAGAUUGAUCUCCCCGGCCUUGUUGACGCCAUCAAGCCGUUGCUUACCAAAGAAAGCGUCGAGGGCAUUGUCGGAUUGCUAGGUAAUGCGGAGCUGCUUCUUAGCAAGUCCUUUGUCGAACAGACGCAGUCCCUCAUUGGAAAGGCCGGUCCCCUGAUAGAUGCUCUCGCCCAACUUGAUCUUCAAGACUUGCUGAAACAACUAGCUCCUCUUCUAAGCGCACUGGGCAAGAUUGAUCUCCCCGGCCUUGUCGACGCCAUCAAGCCGUUGCUUACUAAGGAAAGCGUUGAGGGCAUUGUAGGAUUGCUAGGAAACGCCGAGAAGCUCCUCUCUGGCGAGUUUGUCGACGACACCCAGACGCUGAUUAAAGGUGCUACGCCAUUGAUUGCCGAACUGAGCAAGCUUAACCUUCAGGAUUUGAUCAAACAGCUUGAGCCCCUUCUUAGCACGCUUAGCAAGAUCGAUCUUGCUGGUCUGCUCAAGGCUCUGCAGCCGUUAUUGACAGAAGACAGCAUCAAGGGCAUUGUCGGGUUGCUAGGUAACGCCGAGAAGCUCCUCUCUGGCGAGUUUGUCGACGAAACCCAGACGCUGAUCAAAGGUGCUACGCCAUUGAUUGCCGAGCUGAGCAAGCUUAACCUUCAGGAUUUGAUCAAACAGCUUGAGCCCCUUCUUAGCACGCUUAGCAAGAUCGAUCUUGCCGGUCUGCUCAAGGCUCUGCAGCCAUUGUUAACGGAAGACAGCAUCAAGGGAAUCGUUGGCCUGCUAGGCAACGCGGAGAACCUCCUUACUGGCGAGUUCGUCGAUGAGACCAAGUCGCUCAUUAAGGGCGCUGGCCCAUUGAUCGGCGAGCUCGGCAAGCUCGACCUGGACAAUCUGAUCAAGCAGCUCGGACCACUUCUCAGCGCUCUAGGCAAGAUUGACCUUGCCGGCUUGCUCGAAGCCGUGAAGCCCCUCCUUACCAAGGAAAGCGUGGAAGGCAUUGUCGGGUUGCUGGGCAACGCCGAAGCUCUCUUGACUGGCAAGUUUGUCAACGAAACCCACACAUUGAUUGACGGCGCGGUUCCCUUGAUUGGCGCCCUUGGCACCCUCGAUCUCCCCGGUCUCAUCUCCAAGGUCAAGCCGCUGCUCGACGCCCUCGGCCAAGUCGAUCUCAAGGGCAUCUUUGACGCUCUCGCGCCACUCCUCACACCCGACGCCAUCAAGAGCCUCCUCGGUCUCUUGACCAACGCCGAAGAUCUGCUCACCCCCAAGUUUGUCAACGAAACCCAGACGAUUGUCGAUGGAGCCGCGCCUCUCAUCUCGGAGCUGGACGGGGCCGACAUUGGUGGCCUUCUCAAGCAAGCCAAGCCGCUUCUCAGCUCGCUCAGCAAGAUUGAUCUCGCCGGUCUUGUUGACGCCGUCAGACCAAUUCUCAACGCUUUAAAGAAGAUUGACAUUGAGGGCAUCGUCAACACCGUCACCCCGCUCAUCACGCCCAAUAGCAUCAAGGGUGUCUUUGGGCUGCUUGGACACGCCGAACAGCUUCUUACCGAGACAUUUGUAUCCCAGACCAGCGAGCUCAUUGGCGAUGCUACUCCUCUCGUGGCUACGAUAUCGGAUUUCGUCAAGGCAAUCUUCCAAGCGUUAAUGGGGCAAUAA
Messenger RNA from Ustilaginoidea virens, 3684 nucleotides. RefSeq lists its product as uncharacterized. NCBI's taxonomy places the organism in Eukaryota, Fungi, Ascomycota, Sordariomycetes, Hypocreales, Clavicipitaceae. The record is from RefSeq and is a predicted model, not a curated record. The transcript has 2 exons. The coding region runs from base 1 to 3684 and encodes 1227 amino acids.